AUGGAUAGCUUAACAGAUAGACCUUGCAACUAUGUUGAAAUCCUGACUGCAAGUGCAGAAACUGUCAAUGCACAUCAGACUGCAAAUCAUCCUGUGCAAAGAACUGCGACUGUUCUGCUGGCAAUUGCAAAUGCUGUUGUCAUUGCGACUGUAGUAACUGUCAAUGUACAUCGUGCAGCAAAUCAACCAGUGGAAAAACUUGCGACUGUUCAGACGAUAAUUGCACAUGCUGUUCUCAAUGCAACUGCACGAGCUGUAAAUGCACAUCAUGUACUAAGUCGCCGAAUGAAAACACUUGCGACUGUUCAGCUUGCGAUUGCAAAAACUGCUCUGAUUGCAACUGUACUAGCUGUAAAUGCACAUCAUGCAGCAAAUCGUCGAGUGGAAACACUUGCGACUGCUCAGCUUGCAAUUGCAAGAGCUGCUCUGAUUGCAACUGUACUAGCUGUAAAUGUACAUCAUGCAGCAAAUCGUCCAGUGGAAAUACUUGCGACUGUUCAGCUUGCAAUUGCAAAUGCUGCUCUGCUUGUAACUGUACUAGCUGUAAAUGCACAUCAUGCAGCAAAUCGUCCAGUGGGAACACUUGCGACUGCUCAGCUGGCAAUUGCAAAUGUUGCUCUGAUUGUAAAUGCACUAGCUGUAAAUGCACAUCAUGCAGCAAAUCGUCCAGUGGAAACACUUGCGACUGUUCAGCUUGCAAUUGCAAAUGUUGCUCUGAUUGUAACUGCACUAGCUGUAAAUGCACAUCAUGCAGCAAAUCGUCGAGUACAAACACUUGCGACUGUUCAGCUUGCAAUUGCAAAAGCUGUUCUGAUUGUAACUGUACUAGCUGUAAAUGCACAUCAUGCAGCAAAUCGUCGAGUGGAAAAACUUGCGACUGUUCAGCUGGCAAUUGCAAAUGCUGUUAUUAUUGCAACUGUACUAGCUGUAAAUGCACAUCAUGCAGCAAAUCGUCGAAUGGAAACACUUGCGACUGUUCAGCUGGCAAUUGCAAAUGCUGCUAUUAUUGCAACUGUACUAGCUGUAAAUGCACAUCAUGUAGCAAAUCGUCCAGUGGAAAAACUUGCGACUGUACAGCUUGCAAUUGCAAAAGCUGUUCUGAUUGUAACUGUACUAGCUGUAAAUGCACAUCAUGCAGUAAAUCGUCAAGUGGAAACAUUUGCGACUGUUCAGCUUGCAAUUGCAAAUGCUGUUCUGAUUGUAACUGUACUAGCUGUAAAUGCACAUCAUGUAGCAAAUCGUCGAAUGGAAACACUUGCGACUGUUCAGCUGGCAAUUGCAAAUGCUGUUCUGAUUGUAACUGUACUAGCUGUAAAUGCACAUCGUGCAGAAAAUCGUCGAGUGGAAGAACUUGCGACUGUUCAGCUGGCAAUUGCAAAUGCUGUUCUGAUUGUAACUGUACUAGCUGUAAAUGCACAUCAUGCAGCAAAUUGUCGAGUAAAAAUACUUGCGACUGUUCAGCUUGCAAUUGCAAGAGCUGUUAUUAUUGUAACUGUACUAGCUGUAAAUGCACAUCAUGCAGCAAAUCGUCGAGUGGAAAAACUUGCGACUGUUCAGUUGGCAAUUGCAAAUGCUGUUCUGAUUGCAACUGUACUAGUUGUAAAUGCAUAUCAUGCAGCAAAUCGUCCAGUGGAAGCACUUGCGACUGUUCGGCUUGCAAUUGCAAAUGCUGCUCUGAUUGUAACUGUACUAGCUGUAAAUGCACAUCAUGCAGCAAAUCGUCGAGUGGAAACACUUGCGACUGUUCAGCUGGCAAUUGCAAAUGCUGUUAUUAUUGCAACUGUACUAGCUGUAAAUGCACAUCAUGCAGCAAAUCGUCGAAUGGAAACACUUGCGACUGUUCAGCUGGCAAUUGCAAAUGCUGUUACUAUUGCAACUGUACUAGCUGUAAAUGCACAUCAUGCAGCAAAUCGUCGAGUGGAAACACUUGCAACUGUUCAGCUUGCAAUUGCAAGAGCUGUUCUGAUUGUAACUGUACUAGCUGUAAAUGCACAUCAUGCAGCAAAUCGUCCAGUGGAAACACUUGCGACUGUUCAGCUUGCAAUUGCAAAAGCUGUUCUGAUUGUAACUGUACGAGCUGUAAAUGCACAUCAUGCAACAAAUCUGCAAGUGGAAAAACUUACGACUUUUCAGCUUGCAAUUGCAAAUGCUGUUCCGACCGCAAUUGUACUAGCUGUAAAUGUAAAUGUACAUCAUGCAGCAAAUCACCAAGUAAAAAAACUUGCGACUGUUCAGGAAAUGCAGCCAGCUAUAAUUAUAAGAAAUAGGAGUGUGUCAACCACAGCCGUUCAAAAGGAUGCAGGAAGUUAA
Trichoplax adhaerens is the source of this 2310-nucleotide messenger RNA. RefSeq lists its product as uncharacterized. The coding region runs from base 1 to 2310 and encodes 769 amino acids. Lineage: Eukaryota; Metazoa; Placozoa; Uniplacotomia; Trichoplacea; Trichoplacidae. The record is from RefSeq and is a predicted model, not a curated record. The transcript is spliced from 25 exons.